AUGGCAAUUCUAACUCUAGCUUCCCUGUUUAUUCUCUGCGUUGUCGCGGUCACAGUGUUCAAGGCCGUCACUCGAGCCCACGCAUCCCCGUUAUCUCAAAUCCCUAAUGCGGGAUGGGGAGCAGGCUACUCAAGGUUGAUCUGGGCCUUUCGCCAAGAAUACCGAGGCCACGUCACCCUCGAACUCCCAAAGCUGCAUGAGAAAUUAGGCCCUCUUGUCCGAAUUGGCCCCAAUGAACUAUCAUUUUACUCGAUUGACAUUUACGACACAGUCCACAGGGUCAACAGUGGAUUUGUGAAAGAUCCUCGCAACUAUGGCGAGUUCGUCCAAGACGAGCACCCCGCACUCUUCUCCAUUACAGACCCGCAUGAGCAUUCCAAACGGCGAAGAAUCCUCGGCCAGCUCUUCAGUCGCAGUAACAUUGAAAAGCUCGAAGAGCUCAUGCUUCAUCAUAUUGACGAAUUCAUCUCAGCAGUCGGAAAACGAAGUGUCUCUCUUGAUAUAGGCCCCGCCUGCCGUGCCCUUGAGGCAGACAUCAUCUCGCAAUUUUCAUUCGGCGAGGCCCUAUCCGCAGUCUCUGCCUGGUCCAAAGGAGAAGAAGUUGCCUUUGUAGCGAAGAAUGACGAGAAGGCAACAUUUCUGCCUCUGGUGAGUACUGGAAACUCCCAAAAUCGACAAAAGGCUGAUCGUGGAGAUUAUGAACUUUCCAACGUUGGGUUGCAGCAAUAUGAUCAGUGGACGUACCAAGCUUGGGUCAGAAACAAAGAUUCAGACCGAAAGUCGCCGUUUCCAAACCUGCUCAACGUAAUGGUAUCUGCCGGUGUACCAACACAGACCGCUCUAUCAGAAGCCAAAGAGAAUCUGGGACCCGGAACCGACACCACCUCUGCGUCCUUCGCGCACAUCUUGUUCGCCCUUUCGUGGAACCCGACGUUUCAGCAAAAGUUGUACCAAGACCUUGCAUCUCGCGGCUUCCCUACAGAUAUGAAUACCUUGGAAAGUAUCCCUCGCUUGAAAGCUUGCGUGAAAGAAGGUAUUCGUUGGGCUGGUGCGUCUGUUGCAAUGUUGCCGCGUGUGGUUCCGAAAGGUGGCGUUGAGCUAUGCGGAAAGUUUGUUCCCGAAGGCACAAUCAUAACUUCAUCCCCGGUCUGGUAUCUCAGAGACAAGUAUGCUUACCCGAAUCCGGAGCUAUUCAACCCCUACCGCUGGAUAGACGAGUCCGGCAUGAGCGCUACUGAGGAUGCAUUACGAGACAAAUUCUACAUUCCGUUCUCCAAGGGAGCCAAUACCUGCAUUGCGAAUCACUUCUCUUACCUCGAGUUGUACCUGAGUGUCACGAAGAUGGUGGUCAAUUUUGAAAUCGCCCCCGCAGAUGAAAAAGCUAGACCUGCGCAGCUUGCCGGACUCAAUAGUGCGGAUUGGCAGCCUGUGCAACUUCCCAAGAGGAAAGAAUGGGUUUCUGCGGUGGUCAGCGAACCUCUGCUUAUCAAGACAAAGCCACGAAGGCGGCUGUGA
Molecule: messenger RNA, 1515 nt
Organism: Colletotrichum orchidophilum
Lineage: Eukaryota; Fungi; Ascomycota; Sordariomycetes; Glomerellales; Glomerellaceae
Exons: 9
Coding region: 1-1515 (504 amino acids)
Molecular function (GO): iron ion binding; heme binding; monooxygenase activity
Source: RefSeq, a predicted model, not a curated record